AUGGUGCUUCCCAGUCAUGCUCCUACUUUGAUGGAAGCAUCUCCCAAUAUUUUCCUGUCAAAGUUAGAGGUCCCUCAAUUCUUUGUGCGAGAUCGAUGGUGGGAAGAAUAUGCAAUCGUUACGCUGCGGGCUUAUGACCUAAAGCCCAUUCUUCAGGGAUUUCGCUUCGGUUUCUUUCGCGAUAUGGACCUUGUAAAGCACAUACUAGAGAGUCGCCCUCCGAGUGUGCUCAAUUCGUUCCUCACUGCCUUGCCAGAGCCGCAUGAGCCCUCUCUUUCUGAACAGUCGAAUUGCGAGAAAAUGAGAAAAAUCCUAGUUCGAUCAAUACCUGCGCCUCCUCAGUUGACCUCGUGGCGUUGGUUUCCCUCUGCACCAGGAGAAUUAUCAAGCGCUCAAAGAAUCGCCCUGGAAGUCGAAGCGGAAAGUCACUUCCAAUUUAGACAGAUAUCUUUCGAAGACAUUGUUCGCGCCGCUCUUGGGUAUGAAGCACUAUCAGUAGAAUGGUUUCUUCAGCAGCACAAGGCACUAGGGGAUCUAUUUCUGAAGCAUAUGCGGGCCUACCCAAAGGAAAUAACUCUCUACGGAACGGUAGAGAAGCAUCUUCGGACACUAAGUCCAUUUGCUCAUCAAACCCUUGCCAAAUGUCUCAAGGUCUUUCAACCUGACGUGGGAAACAAUAAGCCCCUACCUGAUACGCCCGGUCUUUCAUUCAUAACAGGGCCCAUUCAACAACUGUUUAAAGAGAACUCAUGCAGCCUGGGAGAUAUGUUCGAUAUUCUGAGUGGUCUUGCUACACGUUUCCAGCAAACAUAUACGCACUCCUCCACGAUAAGCUGGACACAAAACUUUGACGCUUCCCUUCCACAUAUAUCUGCCGAGAACUAA
Messenger RNA from Penicillium nucicola, 885 nucleotides. RefSeq lists its product as uncharacterized. The record is from RefSeq and is a predicted model, not a curated record. NCBI's taxonomy places the organism in Eukaryota, Fungi, Ascomycota, Eurotiomycetes, Eurotiales, Aspergillaceae. Bases 1 to 885 code for a protein of 294 amino acids. The transcript is spliced from 2 exons.